This is a messenger RNA of Tympanuchus pallidicinctus (lesser prairie-chicken), 1883 nucleotides long. It is a transcript of the gene NCF1, whose product is annotated as neutrophil cytosolic factor 1. Gene Ontology annotation, biological process: superoxide anion generation; respiratory burst. The record is from RefSeq and is a predicted model, not a curated record. Bases 262 to 1428 code for a protein of 388 amino acids. Gene Ontology annotation, cellular component: NADPH oxidase complex; cytoplasm. Lineage: Eukaryota; Metazoa; Chordata; Aves; Galliformes; Phasianidae. The transcript has 11 exons. Gene Ontology annotation, molecular function: phosphatidylinositol binding; superoxide-generating NADPH oxidase activator activity; protein binding.
CUGUAGCUCCUGUGCCAUCCCAGGGCAGUGUCACCUGGCUGCUGGGGCUGGAGGCUGCGCUGUCUCCAGCGAGGGGUGGACUGGGGCUGGGCUGCAGCAGGAAAUGCUGGUUCAAUACAAGCUACAGAGGGUGAACAGUUACAGAUGUGAUUGCAGCACAGCUUCCGUUUUCCUGGGGCUUUUAACUGAAACAGUGCAAGGCGAAGGCAGACGGGAGCAGAGCACAGGGAGGCAGCAGCACAGAACCCAGUGGGAGCAGCUAUGGGGGAUGCCUUCAUCCGGCACAUCGAGCUGCUGGGCUAUGAGAAGAGGUUCUUCCCCAGCCAACACUAUGUCUACAUGUUCCUGGUGAAGUGGAAUGACCUCUCUGAAAAGCUCAUCUACCGCCGGUUCACCGAGAUUUACAUGUUCCAUAAAGCACUGAAGGAGAUGUUCCCCAUCGAGUCUGGAGACAUCAAUGCGGAGAACCGGAUCAUCCCACACUUACCAGCCCCCAAGUGGUUUGAUGGGCAGCGUUCAACGCAGAGCAGGCAGGGCACGCUGGCUGAGUACUGCUACACGCUGGUCAACCUGCCCCACAAGAUCUCCCGCUGCCUGCACGUGGUCAGCUUCUUCGAGGUCCGGCCCGAUGACAUGAACCCCGUCACAGACAGCCAGAUCAGGAAGCCUGAGGUGUUCCUCCUGCCCAAGGAUGCAAAGAAAAACACCAGCGACAUCACAGGCCCCAUCGUCCUGCAGACGUACCGAGCCAUCGCCGACUACGAGAAGAGCUCCAAGCCUGAGAUGGCUCUAAAAGCUGGGGAUGCGGUGGACGUCGUGGAGAAGAGCGAGACUGGUUGGUGGUUUUGCCAGUUAAAGAACAAGCGGGGCUGGGUGCCAGCUGCCUACCUGGAGCCGAUGGAUGGUCCUGAUGAAUCGGAGGAGCAGGAGCCCAACUAUGCUGGUGAGCUGUACAUGGUGCAGAAAAGCUACACGGCUGUGGAGGAGGACGAGCUGACACUCAAGGAGGGCGACACCAUCGAGGUGAUCCACAAGCUGCUCGAUGGCUGGUGGGUCGUCAGGAACGAUGAAACCACAGGCUAUUACCCCUCCAUGUACCUGCAGAAAUCUGGGGAGGUGAACACUCCCGAGAAAAGUGGGCUGAGGAACCACAACAUUCCCCCCCGGAGAUCCACCAUCCGCAAUGCAAAGAGUAUCCACAACAAGGGACGGAAGCAGAUCAGCCAGGAAACCUACAGGAGGAACAGCAAGAAGUACAUGCAGAACCGGAGGAACGUGAGGGGCAAUUUGCAGAACAAGGACAUCAUCUCUGAGAAAAAUGAGCAAGAAGAGAACAAGUCAAAGGCUCAGCCUGCGGUUCCUCCCCGGCCCAGCAAAGACCUCAUCAUGAACCGCUGCACAGAGAGCACCAGGAGGAAGAUCAUGUGAGGCUCUCAGCCCCCAAACCCUGCGAGCAGAUGCUUUAUCUCUCGUGCGGAGUGCGAGCCAGGCUGAGGGUCUGCGUGCCUCCCAGAGCAGCUGUGAGCCCAAGCUGUGUGUUAACCCCCCAGCACCAAGGUGCCCCAAGGAGCGGUGUGAGCACUUCCACCAGCACCUCUGGGCUCAGCCUUCCCACAGCCCAGGUUUCUCAUCACUAGCAGGUUCGCUUUUAUCCCUUAUUUGUAAUUCUGAAUGAUUUUUUUUUCUUCUGGUUUUUAACAGUUACCAGCAUUGCGCUGAGAGUACAGCCAGGGCUUCAGUCACUGUGAGAAAAGCCUAAAUAACGUGUACAAAAAGCAGCGUAGCAUAAAGAGACACUUUAUACGUGUGUUUCAACGCUUUCACGCUGUGUGUGGACAACUGAUCAAUAAACAAGAUAUCGAUGCUGAACCAAUUCGGUUAAA